GGCAUAGCGGAGGAAACGCGUCAAGAGGAGAUCGGCGCUGCGCCUGGCGGUCGUUGGACGAGCAGACCCGUCCUUGGUGCGGGCGAGGAGGAACAGGCAGGCCCGUUGCCUUUGAGGGGCGAGGAGGAAUCGUUUCUGCGUAACGAAGACAGGUCAGGCUUGGAUGAUAAUCUCGAG
Molecule: messenger RNA, 177 nt
Organism: Amoebophrya sp. A25
Lineage: Eukaryota; Dinophyceae; Syndiniales; Amoebophryaceae
Source: the annotation of a GenBank genome assembly